CUACUCAAUCUCACCCCUCAAAAUCCCCCACCAAAUCUGAACCUCCAAUUUUUUGGCCAUGUCGUCGUCUUCGCCUUCCCUCCUCUCAUCGCGGCUCCCCUCCCCCGCCGCCACCCUCUUCACAAAGAAGCCGGCUUCCCUGCGCUCCGUUUCCUCUGCGACGGCGAGGCACGGGGUUCGGUUAGUGGUAGCCGCGGCGUCGGCGGCCGCAGCGGCACCGGUGUCCGCCGCGCAGGUAAGACCGUCGGCAGCGGAGGUAGCGCGGACGGUCGUGGAGCUUGCCGCGUCUGGGACGCUCUCCGUGGUGGGCCCCGACGGCUGGCCUCUCGGCGUCGGCGCGCGCUUCGUCACGGAUGCUGCCGGUGCCCCCGCGCUCUGUCUGGCUGCCGCGGGGGUCGCCGCGCCCGAUGCGCCGUCCAGCUUCCACGUCGAGUUUCGACAGAGUGGGGCUAGGACACCACAAUGUACUAUGCUUGGUGCCUUAACUAAGCCUAGUGACAUGUCUGUAUUGAAGAAGCUUUCUACUAGGUGGCAAAAGAAAUUUGGGGAAGAGAUUGAUCAAGAUCUUUUGUAUUUAAUAUCUGUUGAUCGGAUCUUGCACAUGGAAGAUUUUAAUGAGGAUGGCAUGUGGGUAGUUCCAUCAGAGUACACAAGUGCAGAACCUGAUCCUCUACGCAAUUUUGCUGAAAACAUUGUGGAGGAAUUUAACAGCAAAAAUGCUGAAGACGUCCAUAGGAUAUACAACAUAUAUGUCGAAUCAGAUUUACAGGUGGCAGAUGUGAAGAUCAUAUGGGUUGACAGGUUAGGUUUCGACUUUCAUGUUCAUUCUGGGGAAGGUGUCUUUGCUGUUCGGAUCCCUUUUUCACGGGAGGUCACUGAUGAGAAGGGGGUAAAAUCAUCAUUCAACAUGAUGUCUCAUCAUGCCUGGGAGGUGGAAAAGAGCUAUGCCAGUCCAGAGUUUGAGAAAGUACAGUUCUUGAAGAAGGUCAGAUAGCAGUGCGAAUUCUAUUUCUGUGGUCCAUUAUUUUUUGUUAUUCAGAGGAGUAUAGUGCGGAGUUUUGGUUCCUCUUAACAUGUAUUGUUUGUCUUAUAUAUUGGUCAUCAUUUUUUGUACCAAAUACAUUUGAUGCAAUUGACAUCAUGAAUUAUGUGAUAGAAAUUUAUUUGAGAAGAGCAAUGAAUUUUGACUGUAAGAAUAACUCUGGACCGUGAGAUGGGAAGUAAAUUAGAUCUCACAUGAAAA
Molecule: messenger RNA, 1243 nt
Organism: Sorghum bicolor (sorghum)
Lineage: Eukaryota; Viridiplantae; Streptophyta; Magnoliopsida; Poales; Poaceae
Product: glutamyl-tRNA reductase-binding protein, chloroplastic
Exons: 5
Coding region: 59-994 (311 amino acids)
Cellular component (GO): chloroplast
Source: RefSeq, a predicted model, not a curated record